AUGCCCAAGCGUAUUGCCAGCCGCCGACACAUGGAAGGGCGCCCAUCAUGCAUCGGGGGCACAAUCUUCAAAUCAUCGGGCAAAGAACAAUCAACGACACCCUGGGCCAAGCCGGAGCCAGAAGCAACCUCGACAUGCCAGUCGUGCCCGGACAAAGUCCAAUAUGAGGCGCAUCUGGCACCACUGGCCCGCGACACAACGGUGGGAACGACGGAGCUCCUGGAACUGAUUUUGCUUCAGCUCGACACUAGGUCGAUACUCAAGGCGCAGCAGGUCUGUCAAAGAUGGCGCCAGACGAUACUCCACUCAGUUCAACUUCAACAGGCCCUGUACACUAAACCGGCAAAGGGCAGCCCAACGAAGCGCACCAUCAACCACCUCAUGGAAGAAACCGUGCUCCCUCAACUACUGCUACGGUCAAGGAACUAUGUGAUACCUGGGAGAUGGCCCAACUUUGAGCCAUGCUUCCGCCCAGAGGCAGGGUGGAGGAAAAUGCUUCCCCAACAGCCCCCCGCAUCCUCAAUCGGGGUGAUUGAAAUCGAACAGCAUGAGAAGUACCGCUUCUCCAAACUUGCCGUCAAGCCUGGAUCACUCAGGAUGGAGCAUAUCCUCGAAGCAGUGGAGAACGGAGUGUUGAUGCCUACCCCGAAUCACAGGGUAUUCUGGACGACCGUUGCCCGAUCUUUGAAUUUUGAGAUCUGGGGUCAGAAUUGGGUCCCAACCGAUGAAUCGUCCGAAGAAGAUACUUCGAUCAUACCUAUCAACUUUGGCGUCGACUGGGACACGCUACGACUGGAUAUCGCUUCUACGUGUCUAGCGCAGGCUGACUGUGACAUCGUCGUUGUUUCCGAGUGGUCACAUCAUCUAUUUCAAAAGAAAAACUGCGGCUGUCAGAAAACGUCGCUGGAUCAUUGGCUUGAAAAUAGCUUUGGCCAGUGUGAUGUGCUCACCGCACGCGAUUGUGUGAAAGGUGCUGCUGUCGUGCAGGAUUUCCACGGCGGUUGA
Penicillium oxalicum is the source of this 1005-nucleotide messenger RNA. RefSeq lists its product as uncharacterized. Gene Ontology annotation, molecular function: protein binding. The record is from RefSeq and is a predicted model, not a curated record. Bases 1 to 1005 code for a protein of 334 amino acids. The transcript is spliced from 3 exons. Lineage: Eukaryota; Fungi; Ascomycota; Eurotiomycetes; Eurotiales; Aspergillaceae.